CUCACCUAAUUGAGAUUCUCCUAGCUUUAAACCUCGAUCAUAUGGAUUAUAUGUGUAAUGAGUUGGAAGAAAGCUUCCAGUGCCACGAACAUGUCGUCCGUAGAGCCACUUUUGAGGUUCGGAAUCCCGACGCAGCCAACCGUCGUCUCUCACGAGCCACCGUCACCACAAUCGAUUUCAUGUGCCGCAGCAAUCAUCGUUUCACCGCCUAUGAAGACGGAGCCAAAGAUUCAGCCAUCGACGUAGUUCCUCGAAAAUUUUUGGAAACAUCUUCCAGCAUUGAAUUCGCCGACAUCGUCAACUGCAAACUCGGCGAAAUUCGGGCCGCCAUUCGCCGCAAGCUGUUCAGCUUGGGUGGCGGCAUUUUUGAUAAGUGGAAUGAAUUUGAAGGCACCGUCUCCGGAAUAACGGCGGCGGUCCGCGACCUCGGCGCGUGCAAGGUGGCGCGCGUGUUCGUGGACGUGAAGCUGUUCCACAUUCGGAGGGAGAGAGUGUUGCUCCCGGAUCUGAAGUCGUUGACCGGGGAUGCGGUCACGCUACCGGGCAGCCACGGAGGCGGAGAGAAGAGUUUUUGUGCGGUGUGUUUGGAAGGUCUGAAAUUAAAAGCACGGGAAGUUGUGAAGACGCCUAUCGCCGCGCGUAGGUUUCACGCCAAAAACAUCCGAAAGUGGCGGCGCAAAAUCCAUCAGUACCCACUUUGCCGCUCCGAGCCGACGUUGACUGAAACGGCGGUGAAAGAGAAUAAGGAACGCGAGUUUUAUGCGGGGUAUUCCGGCACGACUUCGCCGCCGCCGAGUUCUCUUCCUUUGCCAUCCUUCUUACGGGAAAAAAGUGAAAAAGAUCUUAGGAAGUUUAAUGCGGGGUUUUCCGUCAUGACUUCGCCGCCGCCGCCGCCGAGUUCUCUUCCUUUGCCUUCCUUUUUACGGAAAAAAAGUAAAAAACAUCCGAGGAUAUCGAUAUCAACGGUGACGCUACAUCUGUUUUAUGCCGGGUUUUCCGUCAUGACUUCGCCGCCGCCGAGUUAUCUUAGGAUAUCGAAAUCAACGGUGAUGCUACUUCUUGCUUACGGCGUCUUACGGCAUGUAGGGUGCAGAUCAGAUUUUUCAAUUUGUAUUUUCCAUUAUUUACAAACUCGUAUCCGUUAGUUGUUGUAAUGGAUGGCCGGGUUUCAAAUUUGUAUUUACAGUUAAUUUCCCUGCAAAGUACGUAAUAUUUAGAUCCCUUCUCUUUUAGUCGUAAUAUUUG
Messenger RNA from Cuscuta epithymum, 1245 nucleotides. The record is from the annotation of a GenBank genome assembly. NCBI's taxonomy places the organism in Eukaryota, Viridiplantae, Streptophyta, Magnoliopsida, Solanales, Convolvulaceae.